AUGGCGACGGCGAUGCUGCAAGCCUGGCGCAGUUGGAUGGGCGUCAACGUUCUCAGGGGCCUGCUUGUCCUGGGCAUCAUGGAGGACCGUAAUGAAGCCGAAUUCCAAGAGUCCCUUGAGGCUGUCCUAUGGCCUAUGGGACCCUUUACGGUGCUGGGCAAAGUGUUUCGAGAGGAGGAUAGUGCCAUCGCGGCCCUGGUCGGGCUCAAAGGGGACGUCAACUAUGCUUUGGUCCCCAGGGAAGUCCCUGGCACUGCGGGCCCGUGGAACGCGGUCUGUGUGCCCCAUUGCUCAGGCGAGGAGUUUCUCGGUCUUGUGUUCCACUUCUUGCAGCAAUAGGGGCAGAUGGUGGAGACUCUGGCCGGUGCCCUGGGUCUGGGUGUGGGGCUGCGCAGGGCGAGCUGGCUCCAAUCCGUCAGUCAGGCAGUCUAGCCCUGGGUGGAGACCCUGAGGUCCCAGAGCCUGGGCAUGUUUUCUGGGAGGGACCAGCUUGUGCACGCACUCCUGGCGGAAAACCCCACCAGGUCGGCUGCUCAGGACUGUCUAACAGCCCUGGUCCAGGUGUUUGGAGACAAUGAGCCCUACCCCCUGCCCCCUACCAGCCGGCCGAAGUAUCUGACUGCUCAGCAACAGUCAGGCCAGUUUGUCCUGGCUGUUGCCUUGUGGCUGGAAGUCCUGCAGAAGGCCAUGGAGAAGUGGGCCCUGGCCAGAGCAUCCGCCGACUGUGUGAGCCUGAGGCGGAUGCUCACCAGAGCCAACCUUACUGAGCCUUUGGAUGAAGCACUGAGGAAGCAGAUGGGGGGGAGGUCUCCAAGUUUCCUGGAGAUGCUGGGGCUCGUUCGGGAGUCUGAGGCAUGGGAGGCCAGUCUAGCCAGAAGGGUGAGAGCCAGGCACAGGAAGGGGAGCCUAGGUCGGGCAGGGCCCACCAAGCCCCAUGGGGCCCCCUCCCCAGCCCAGAUGGGCAGUGCUGUCCAGGCGGUCCCAGGAGGUUCCCGCUGGGGGCCAGAGGUCCUCAUCCAGACAGGAGGCCAGGAGGCUGAGGAUCCCCUCCAAGAGGGGCUCAAGCCCGUCCUGGAGGAGUCAGACAACUAGGA
Molecule: messenger RNA, 1094 nt
Organism: Callithrix jacchus (white-tufted-ear marmoset)
Lineage: Eukaryota; Metazoa; Chordata; Mammalia; Primates; Cebidae
Gene: PNMA6A
Product: PNMA family member 6A
Source: RefSeq, a predicted model, not a curated record